Messenger RNA from Rotaria socialis, 2247 nucleotides. The record is from the annotation of a GenBank genome assembly. Lineage: Eukaryota; Metazoa; Rotifera; Eurotatoria; Philodinida; Philodinidae.
AUGUCAGAUAUAAUAGUUGAUGAUCCAAAUAAUGGUGUUCGUGAACCAUGGUCCGAACGACAUCUGAUUCAAGCAAUAGUUUUACUUGAGGAUGCAUAUUCAUUUCGUUCAAUAACACAUAAAUUAUCGCCAACAAAUAUAUUGAAACUUUAUCGAUUAUACUGGUCAAAAUGGACUCAAAGUUUUUUAACAUUAAUUGUAUCGUGUCAAUUACUUCUUAUAUUUAUUCAAUAUCCAUCAUCAUUUAGUCGAACAUCUGAUUUAAGGAAAGAACGAAUACGAUUAACAUUACCUUGUUCUGUACAACUGAUUAUUGAAUUUUUGUGUCUUAUGAUUUUUUAUAUUGAUGUUAUUAUUCGAAUUUAUUUAGCUGGAUUAAAUCAUGCUCGAAAAAAGCCUUGGAUAAUAUCAUAUUUUAUUGUGACAACAAUAUCAAUGAUUGAUCUUAUUGUUUCAAUCAAUUUAGGUUGUCAAAAAAAAACAAUCAAUAUUAGAUAUUUACUUCGACCUUUUUAUAUGGCUAUUAUAUCACAAGAAAUGAAAAAAAUUUUUAAUAGUUUACGAAAAUCAUUUUUACAAAUACUAAGUGUUACACUUCUACUUGGAAUUCACAUUUAUUUUUUUUCUGUUAUUGGAAUGAUUUUAUUUCCACCUGCAAAGCGAAAAGAUUCAACAAACGACCGAAUUGAUGAAGGAACAAAAUAUUUUCCAGAUUUUCCUGAUGCUUUGAUUAAUUUAGUUGUUCUUUUAACUACGGCGAAUAAUCCGGACGUAACAUUGCCAGCUUAUUCGAAAAAUCGAUUAUAUAUUAUUUAUUUUGCUAUUUUUCUUACUAUCGGUCUUUAUUGUUUAAUGACUUUAUUUACUGUUAUUAAAAUGAAUACAUUCAAAGAAUUCUUUACCACAUCGAUGCAAAAUUCAUUAUUUCGUCGUCGUUUAGCUGUGCGCGCUUGUUUUGAUAUCUUACUUGAAUGUGAGGUUGCUCCAUCCUUACGAACAACAGAUGAUACAACAACAUCACUUGUUAAUCAUGAACCGUCUCGCUCAACAGCACCCAUGUUAGUUGUGACACGUGUUAUAUCUGGUAGUAAUUUACCUGAACUGCAUAAACGUGCAUUACUUGAUAUAUUAAAUCGAAAUAAUGAACAAAAUGGUGAAGUUACUUGGGAUAUAUUUUCAACAGUAAUGCUAUCACUAGAUGUUGAUCAUCCAAAAGAGCAUAUUGAACAUCAUGAAUAUUCUGGAAUAUGGGCAAUUGUACAACUUAUUGGUGCAUCAAAAUAUUUAACAUGGUUUGGAAAUGCAAUUGGUUUGAUUAAUUUUAUUGUUCUAGUAGUUGAAGGUGGUCUUCGAUAUCACUCGAAAUUUUUUAAAAUUGAUAUUAUUUUAUCAAAUGUACUGUUUUCAUUUUCUAUUUAUUAUUUUCUUGAAACAAUUCUCAAACUUUGGUCUCUUCGUCCAAAAAUAUUUUUUAAAUUCGUCUUCAAUACAUUUGAUGCCAGUUUGGCUCUUUCUUUAUUUAUUCUUCAUAUAAUUCAUUGGUCUAUCUAUGGCACAUUAAGUAUAACAAUAAAUGAAGUCGAACUUGAUGCACAUGGAACAGCGCGUUCAAUUUGGGCAAUAACGCGUAUUAUUAAUUUAUUUAUUAUCUUUCGAACAAUUCGUUCCAUGCCUCAUUUUACAAACUACGGAAUUAUUAUGGGAACAAUCAGCGAUGGAAUGAGAAAUUUAAAAGCAUUUAUUGGCAUUCUUAUUUGUUUAUUUUAUGUUUACGCUGUCUUAGGUAUGUGGCUUUUUCAAGGUGUUAUAAAAGCACCAACGGAAUCGGAUUUAGUAAAUGCAACCUGUGGAUCAUAUCAGCAAAGUAAUUAUUGGGCAAAUAAUUUCGAUGAUUUUUUUUCGACUGUGGUGAUAUUAUAUGAUGUGAUGCUAGUUAAUAAUUGGGGUGUAUUUUUAAUUGCUCUUCGAGAAUUUUCUACAAGAUGGAGUCAAUUAUAUCUUGUUAGUUGGUGGUUUUUGUCGAAUGUUUAUAUUUUAGCAUUGGUACUUGGUUUUAUUGUUGAACUAUUUGCAUUGAACGUUGCUCGAUUCGAAGAAAGUGGAUUUUCUCAAGGAUCCAAUGGUUUAGCAAAUGCAUAUUUUGUUAAAACACUUUUUCAUUUAUUUAAACGAAGUUUAAAAGAACCAUCCGAUGAAGAAAUAAGCAAAGCACUCAACAAAUAUAAACGAUUAUAUGAUAAUAAAUAA